AUGUUCGCCAUUCAACCUUCGAAAACACAAUCCUCCGAGUCAGAAGUGGACUCCGCUACUCAAAGCUGCACACCCAAUGUCCUCCCCUGCCGCAUCCACCACAAUGGCUCUGUGAAGUCGAUAGGCCGGUACUGGAGUCCUGUGGCCGAUGAAAAAGAUCAAACCAGUCAAACCGCAUACUUCCGUGGCCGUAAACUCCGAGGCCGACGCGUUGCCGUCCCGGAGGGAUACGAAGGCGUCGUCGCGACCCCAACGGAGCGGACUAUCCGGCCGGCGCAGAACAAUGCAGUAGAUGAAGCUGAACCGGAAGAGCCGGUUAAGGUUCUAGAGAAACAGGCGACGUUUCAAGAUGUCAUGGUUUGGGGGCAUGAGUUCAUGCCGGCGGCCGAUGAUCCUUUUGUUAGGGGGGUUGAGGAGUGGGUGAGAUUUGCUGAGGCGAUGCAUGGUUCAAGUGGUGGUAACGAUAAGAGUUCGGCUUGA
Molecule: messenger RNA, 480 nt
Organism: Aspergillus candidus
Lineage: Eukaryota; Fungi; Ascomycota; Eurotiomycetes; Eurotiales; Aspergillaceae
Product: ribonuclease H2 subunit C
Exons: 3
Coding region: 1-480 (159 amino acids)
Biological process (GO): RNA catabolic process
Cellular component (GO): ribonuclease H2 complex
Source: RefSeq, a predicted model, not a curated record